AUUCUGCAUAACAAAAACUAAUACUAAAUAGAAGCUGGCAACUCAAUAGUUAGCAGUUAAACAUUUACAAAUGUUUAGUGUUAUCUUAGUUUCCUGGUGUCCUUGUUAGUUGUAGCUCAACACAGCACAAAGUCCAGGCAAGGAGCAUUUGCACUGUUGAUUGCAAAGAAGAACUUGUACACGUGUAGGAGUGCAUGUAGUUGUGUGAACGCAGCUUUAUGUCUGUAGCUAGAUUCCGUCAGACCUAAAGGACAGUCUUGGCACUCUUCAAAUACAGCCAAGGUCUCCUGUAAGCAGGUUUCAGCUUUGUAUUGAUUAUACAGGAGUCUGUUGUAGCUGGCUAAGCCUUAAUGCUAGCUCAAAAGGAUACUUCCUUGUGUGGCUACUAAAGGAUCAUGUAACUCUCUGAUUUAUAACCAUAUCGCAGGGUUAAAUGCUUGCUGUUAGGCUCUUUAGAUGUGUGCUGUAUGUGUGGUUUAUUUUCCUUCAGUAGGAACAUCUUAUCCAGGGAGUAACUAAAUGAAAGUUUCUAACACAUUUUCUAACAAUCUCUGGGACUUCUGGGUUUUCUAGGGAGGAAAGUUGUUGGGGAGGAGCUACUUGUUACAGAGGUGGCCAACCCGGAGGAUCAGCAAAUGCUACAGCUGGAGAAGGACUGAGAUCUGUCAUUUUAUUGCUGUAGCUGGUCUGCGUGAGCUAGGGAACUGUGAAGUAUUCAGCUGAAUUGAUGAAGGUUUGGAGCAUACUGAACAUUACUGAAGAACUACAUAGGAAACUGUGUUUCCAUUUGUACUUUUCCAAGUUGCUCUAUGAAAGUUAUUUAACGUUUUCAUGUGUUCUAGUUCCUUCUGAAUUAUGUGUUAUAUCCUUAAAUAUGUUCAGUUGGAGUGCACUGAGGAACGGGACUGCAUCCAUGCCUGCAGUACUCAGUGGUGGGAGAGGAGAAGCCGUUACUGCACUGAGUCAGUAAUGUCCGUGGGGUGUUUUGUUGGGAGCGUUUGGGGAACGAUGGAAAAGAUGAAAAGUUUCCGAAAGCUUUAACUGUCUCUCGGUCAUGGCAGGUGCCGUCUUGCUGAAAUUCUGUUUUGUUCAGACGGUAUUCAGCCCUCCUUCAGCGUGACUCCAUUGUUAGGAUCGUGAGGGUUCCGUGGCAUUUUUUUGUUUGUUUCUUUCUUUCUUUUCCCCCCUCAGUAAACUGAAUGCUCGGUCGUGACGUUGUGAUCAAAUCUGGAAUCUCGCUUUCCGAGGGAGCUCUACGUUGUAUCAGUGCCCGUGCCUCAGUACGGAGCAGCGCCCGCCUCAGUCCUCCCGCGCUACCACCGCCGGAGUAGCCUCUGCCCUUCCAGCCUCGCCUCUCUAUGGUGCGAGGGGAGGAGCGGCCUCCUCUUCCGGGUGAAACCACUGACUUUGAGCUGUUAAAGCAUCAGCUGUCAGAUCCUGACAUAAAGGAUGCCCAGAUCAUUAACUGGCUGCAUGAAUUUCGAUCUUCUGUCACAUAUCUGACCAAGGACUUUGAACAACUGGUCAGCAUUUUGCUGAAGCUGCCAUGGUUGAGAAGAAGCCAAGAGGUAGUGGAAGAAUAUCUGAGUUUUCUUGGCAAUCUGGUGUCAGCACAAACUGUCCAUCUUAGGCCAUGCCUGAGCAUGAUUGUAUCCCAGUUUGUUCCUCCUCGAAUAACCAUCAGAGAAGAUGAUGUGGACAUUUCAGAUUCUGAUGAUGAUGAAGAAAACCUCUCUGAAAAUUUUGAUACAUGUCAUAGAGCAUUGCAGACUGUUGCAAAAUAUGUUCCUUCAACACUACAGUUUCUUAUGCCAAUACUUGUGGAAAAAUUUCCUUUCAUUAAUAAAUCAGAAAGAACUCUGGAAUGUUAUGUUCAUAACCUACUACAAGUUACAGUGUACCUUCCAACACUGAGGCUUCAGAUUCUGGAACUUAUUGUUGAAAAGCUGUUAAAGUUGGAUGUUAGUACUCCCCAGCAAGAUAUUGAAGAUGCUGAAGAAGCUGCUAAUAACUCUGAUAGUGAGGAAAAAUCUGCAGAGGAGGGACUAUUUGACAUGGAGGAAGAUGAAGAAAGAAAAGAAAAGAAAGUUGUCUCUCCUUGUAGUGAGAGAAUGGCCCAUCCACUUGCAGAACGACUGGAUAUUUUGAUGACCCUCCUGUUCGCCUAUAUUAAAGAUGUUUGCCAUGUGGAUGGCAAGCUUGAUAUCAACAAGACAAAAGAUUUGUAUCGGGAUCUCGUUUCUGUUUUUGACAAGCUCAUUUUACCAACCCAUGCUUGUUGUCAUGUACAGUAUUUCAUAUUUCACAUCUGUAGCUUAAAAUUGGGAUUGGCUGAGGCAUUUUUAGACCAUCUUUGGAAAAAACUGCAAGAUCCAAAUAAUCCUUCAGUGAUCAGGCAAACUGCUGGGAGUUACAUUGGCAGCUUCUUGGCAAGAGCUAAAUUUAUUCCAGUUGUCACAGUAAAAGCAUGCCUGGAUCUGCUGGUUAAUUGGAUGCAUAAAUACAUUGAUAAUCAGGAUACAGGGGCUAACGCUUAUUGUGAUGUAGCUCUCCAUGGGCCAUUUUAUUCUGCAUGUCAGGCAGCAUUCUAUACACUUAUUUUCCGUCAUAAGCAACUUCUGGAUGGAAACUUAAGGAAAGGUCUGUCAUAUCUGCAGAGUUUAAAUUUUGAGCGCAUUGUCAUGUGUCAGCUAAACCCUUUGAAGAUAUGUAUACCUUCUGUUGUAAACUUGUUUGCCGCCAUUACAAGGAAAUACCAGCUGGUGUUCUGCUACACAAUUAUUGAGAGAAACAAUCGGCAGUUUAUACCAGUUGUUCGGAGUGGCGCUGGGGGUGACUUGGUGCAGAUGUGCACUAACCCGCUUGACAGUUUCUUCCCCUUUGAUCCCUAUGUGCUCAAAAGAUCAAAGAAGAUCAUUGAUCCAUUUUAUCAGUUUUGGGAAGAACUGAGUGCUGAAGAUCUAGAGAAUCUGAAGAAGCCAAUUAAAAGGGGUACUUCUGAAGAUGAAGAUGAUGACUUUUUGAAAGGAGAAACCCCUCAAAAUGAGGGUGUGGUUGAAAUUGCUCCAAAUUCUUAUGAGUCAAAUACCCGGAGCCCUGUGAGCAGCACUGGCUCUCCUUCAGACUGUCAUGCGCAGUAUCCACACUGACCUGGAGAACUAGAAGUGGAAGAGGUUGAAAAAUGUGUGCUGUUUUUUGCUCAUAAAGAGAGUUACUUAGCUCAACUUUCUGAACUGGCAAAUGCUUCAUCAUCAGAUUUCUGCGGAUAUAUUAUGAUACAUUCAUAUGUUGCUAGAAAAGGCUAGAGAAUAAAUAGGGUGAUAUUUUACAAAUUUCACAUUGAAAUGUUUUUUAUGACUUACAGGGGUUUUUUUAAUAGUAUACUUGACUUAAAAAUUUCUGUUUACUAAUGUUUCGCUGUGAGGUUUUAUAUAUUGGGUGAAAUUCUGGUCGAUCUUCUUAUUGAUUUCUGUGGGACCAGAAAUCCAUUGUCAGUAUUUAAACUGUUCUAUGCUGACUUUUUUUUUAGUUGGUUUGAAAUAAUGCUGUGAUCUCAUGGUAGGAAAGUCCCUCUGACAGUGAUUCUGCUGCACACAUCUCUAAGCUUUUUCUAUCUGGAGAACAGUGCUUAGUAAAGGCCCUUGAAUAGUGGUAAGUGUAUUCAGAUGGUAAGCGUUACUGCUGCCUAAAUGUGUGGAUGACACACAGCUUUUCCAGCUGUGAAAGUUGUGAUAUGUGAAGUGGUGAUUGCUGGAAGUGUCAAAAAUGAGUAGCUGAAAGUAUGAUUUGUAGAUUGUUUUAUUUGAGCUGCUUGAGAAGCACUCCGAAAAGGUAUUUAUUUUCAGGAUUUGAAGUUUAUAUGUGAAUGCUGAAAAUAUAAAAAAAACAAAUCCCACAUCCUUUGUAAAAAAGAAUUCAUGAUGUCUCUGCUAUUAUUGUAUUGUCUGUGUGUCAGUGAAGUUUCUCUGUGUAGGUUUUUGUUUUUGUUCAUGAUUAUAUUCUCUUUCUUGAUUCUAAACAGUGGAAAAAUGUUAUUUGUGUAAUAUUUAGUUGAAAAUGUAAUGCAUGUGGGACUCAAUUCAUCUGCCCUUUUUUUAGAGUCUGAGUGUCUAGGCUUUCAAGACAGUGCAUUUAUUCAGAGCCAAUAAAGACUGAUGCAAACAGGGCCAA
This is a messenger RNA of Numida meleagris (helmeted guineafowl), 4170 nucleotides long. RefSeq names its product RRN3 homolog, RNA polymerase I transcription factor (gene RRN3). Gene Ontology annotation, cellular component: nucleus. The transcript is spliced from 17 exons. NCBI's taxonomy places the organism in Eukaryota, Metazoa, Chordata, Aves, Galliformes, Numididae. Gene Ontology annotation, biological process: transcription initiation at RNA polymerase I promoter. Gene Ontology annotation, molecular function: RNA polymerase I core binding; RNA polymerase I general transcription initiation factor activity. Bases 1359 to 3149 code for a protein of 596 amino acids. The record is from RefSeq and is a predicted model, not a curated record.